UUUACUUUAUACUUUUUUAUUUUUCCCCCAUUUUUGUUAUACAAGGUCAAUGUUUACUUUAUAAUGUUUCAGCUAAUUGAAUUGUACAAUCUCCAAGGUUGAACUCUACUUCCUUUUUUUGUUGCAGUAACUAUCAACCCUUUUUUCUUAAAUGAAUACUUUGUUUGAGGAAGUUAGUUAACUUUGGUUUCUGAAUUUUCUUGCUUGUAGUCAACAGGAAAUUAUUCAUUUAAUUGAUGAUAUUAAUUGAAAUCAUGAGAACCACUUCUUUUUGAUUUUCUUAUCCAUAUGAAAAUGAAAUGGCUCAUCAUUUAAUAUACUAUUGACCGAUACUCGAUCCAUUUUGCUUUGUACCUUAAAAAUGGUUUCUAUUGUCAAGUAAAUUUGCUUGAUGGCUUUCUCUAUUACGUUCUGUGAUUACGAGUAAUUACAAGGUAAAUUAUUUACGAUAUAGAUGGAAAUUAAUUCCUGAUUAACAUCUAUGACAGUGCCUGUAUGAAGAAUUAAGAAGGAAGGUUCAAGGUAGGUGUGGGGGAAAGUAAGGUGUAAUGGCCUCUGAGAAUGACUAUUUUCACCUCUCUGGACCCUUGCAUCUAACUUCUGUUAAUUGUAAACCAUACCCUAACAUUUUGUGGAAUGAGUCACCUAAGACCAAAGGGAUGUGACUAUGUUUUGGAGUUACUUGAGAAAUAACGUAAGAAAUACGGUACAAGUUCACAGACAAAAUCGAUGUUUUACCUAGAAAAGUUGCAUAUGAGUUAUGCUUUUUGGUUAUUAAGAUUUCUCUAACACAAAAUAAGAUUUCAAUUUCCAUUUUAUGCAGGGAACAUGCAUAUCAUCGAAAGUCGGUAGCUGCUAGUUUGGUCAAAGGUGUUUACGUUCUAGAAAAUGACCGCCAAAAACAACGAAAAGGCCCCGAUUCAAUAGCAUUUCCUUGGAAAACAACGAAAAUGAUCCGCACCAUAGAUUCGUACCAAUUAUGUUCAAUUUUGUUUUGAAUUGAGAUAAUACAUAAUCUAUAGUAAGAUACUAGUAGCAACAAUGAUAAAGACACCAAACAUAACAUACAAAGCAUGAUAAAGCAUAUGAAAAGAAACAAGAUUGCGAAAUUGUGACUUACUUUCUCAGGAAGACAGUAGCCAUGAUCAAUGGGAAUGAGCAGAAUUUCACCAUUUGGCUCUUUUCUAAACAAUAUAUUCCCUGCAUGCCUAUCUGCAUUCGCCAUUCUUAUAUCAAGCACACUGAUCUUAUGCACCUCUUCGACAGGAAAAGCUCCGGGUCCAAUAUCCUCACAAUUACCAUCGUUACUCAUAAACUUUUGCAAAGACCCCACCUUGGUUCCAACAUAUGGUUGGCUGGUCAUUCUCUAGGAUCAUGCAUGGCAUUGCUUGCCGGCAAAACAAUGGCUAAAAAUGGCAUAUUCAUCGAGUCUUUUCUUUUCAACCCUCCAUUUGCCUCUGCUCCAAUUGAAAUAAUUAAAAGUAAGAAAACAAAACAUAGGCUUCGAAUUGCUGGCAGCGUGCUAACAGCAGGACUCGCCAUUGCUAUGAAUUCGGAUAAGAAAAGUUCGUCCUAUCAUUCAUUUGCUGCUUUGUCUGCUUGGAUUCCAUGCCUAUUUGUAAAUCCAUCUGACUAUAUAUGUUCGGAGUAUGUCGGAUACUUCGAACAUAGAAGAAAAAUGGAGGAGAUUGGUGCUGGUAGCAUUGAAAAGAUAGCAACACAAAACUCAAUUAGUUCUCUAAUGAUGAGUGCUUUUGGGAAAGAAUCUGAUCCCCUACAUCUCAUUCCUUCAGCUAUUUUGACAGUGAAUUUUACCCGUCCAAAGAGUUUCAAAGAAGCUCAUGGUAUUCAUCAGUGGUGGAAACCAGACUUAAACUUGGAUUCCAAACUCCAUAAAUACUAGUAGUUCUUCUACUUAUUGUAGACUCAAUUGUUGCAUGUAUAUUUUAGCUAUGUUGUUUGUGUUUUUCCAUUUGAAAUUGAGCAGCAAAUGCUAUUAAAGUUGUUGUAACUUUUUUAAAUGAUUUUAUUUUACAAAACAAAAGUAACUUUUAAGUU
This is a messenger RNA of Trifolium pratense (red clover), 2058 nucleotides long. RefSeq names its product GDSL esterase/lipase At4g10955-like. The coding region runs from base 1142 to 1903 and encodes 253 amino acids. Lineage: Eukaryota; Viridiplantae; Streptophyta; Magnoliopsida; Fabales; Fabaceae. The record is from RefSeq and is a predicted model, not a curated record. The transcript has 2 exons.